Messenger RNA from Durusdinium trenchii, 1476 nucleotides. Lineage: Eukaryota; Dinophyceae; Suessiales; Symbiodiniaceae. The record is from the annotation of a GenBank genome assembly.
AUGAUCGUGUCACCUGAUGAUGAUUUCACAAUCCUUGUGUUCGACAUGGGCACUGGCUACUUCAAAGUGGGCUGUGGAGGAGACGACGCUCCCUUACAGUUCCGUACCAUGUUAGCCAAAAAGGAGGAUGAGACUCUGGUGGGCGAAGCGGCAGAGGCCGCGACAAAGGGAGCGUCUCGCUACACCAGAUCUUACCCAAUCCAGCGCUUGAUUCCUGAGAAGUGGGAGGAGAUGAUGCAUGUUUGGUCUCAUGCCUUUUACAAUGUGGCGCGCAAAGCACCUGACGAGUGUGUCGUGGUGAUCACGGAAGCUCCUUUGGUUCCCCGUGAGACCCGAGAAUACAUCGGACAAUGCAUGCUUCGAUCCUUUCAGGUCGCUGCAGUGAAUUUUAUCCACCAAGAAACGGCAGCUCUUUUCAGCACAGGGAUGACCACAGGCAUUGUUGUGGACUCUGGCUAUUCAGUAACGAGAUCAGUUGCAGUGGUUGAAGGAGCUCUGCUCAGCCACACCUACAAGUUUGUGGAGUUGGGAGGUCAGGAUGUAUCAGCUUGGAUCCACGAGCGAUUGCCAGAGGUUGACGACGAAGUAGACUUGGUCAAACGCACUGCAUGCUACAUACCAGAAGAUAUGGAACAGGAGAGGAAGGACGGAAAGGGCGUUACAAUGGAACUGCAACGUGGAGAGGUACAUGUGCCCCUCGAAUGUCGAAUUGAAGCGCCCAACAUCCUCUUCGACCCCAAAGCUUGUGAAAACAUUGUUUGCUUGAUGGAGAAAUGCGAGUACGAAUCAAUCCAAUCAAUGGUUGCAGACACGCUCUUGAAAGCCGCGCCUGAGUCUCAGAAGAGCCUGGCGGCCAAUGUGGUUCUUGUGGGUGGCAACUCCAAGUUCCACAAUUAUGGUGCUCGCUUAAAUCUGGAAGUGAACAAGGAGCUGAAUGAACGCCAUUCAAUAGUCUCCAGCGUGAAGGUCAAGGCGGCAGCAGAACGUGAGUAUCAGGUAAGAGCAAUGUUCACUGGUGGCUUCCUCAGCACAGCCAUGGACGCCACCAUGGGGAGCAUUGCCCCUACAGGGCUCAAGGGAAAGCUGGCUGCUCUGGAGGAGAUUGAAAGUCUUCGCGGAGACAAGGCUGGCAUUGAGGAGCACUACCAGGGGCAGUUGCAAGAGCUCAAGAAGACCAUGGUCGGAGACGUUCAACGUUUGCAGGAUGAAGUCAAGCGGCACUUUGCUCAGCAAAAGGCGGAGAACUCACGCUUGCAGCAGCAAAUCACCACUCUGAAGGGAGAGAAGACGUCAUUGCAGCAACAGAUUCUGGGGCUGCAGAGGCGCGUGCAGGAGAUUGAAGAGCAGGCGGGUCAGUCAAAGGAUGUCAAAGGAGGACAAUCAUAUGCUACCAUUCCAUCAGAUUGUUCCCACUUUGGUUUUGUUUGUUUCUUGAAAUGCAGGUGGGCGCCGAUUGAAGAUGCUGGAGAGAAGUGA